AUGAAAUUCUCUGUUGUUGCCAUUACUGCUGCUCUCAUCGCCUCUGCCUUCUCUCCUGCUCACUGCAAGCCCACUCCUGAAAUACCAGCACACGAAGCCAUGAGUGCCAUUGCAUUUCUUUCUGGUCCUAAUACCACCGUCUCUGGUACUGUGAGCUUCCAUCAAGCUGAUCCCUCAAGUGCCACUCAAAUCUUUGCCAAUCUCACUGGUUUAACUGAAGGCAAGCAUGGUAUCCAUGUACACCAAUUUGGCGAUCUCUCCAAUGGAUGUAUCUCUCUCGGACCCCACUACAAUCCCUUUAACCACACUCAUGGUGGUCCUGAAGGCGAGCAAAGACAUGCUGGUGAUUUUGGCAACAUCAUUGCUAAUGCUGAUGGUACUGCCACUCUCAACCUCACCAUUGACACAAUUCAUUUAAGCGGUCCUUUCUCUGUUCUUGGUCGUGGUAUAGUCCUUCAUUCUGGCGAAGAUGAUCUUGGCUUAGGAAACUCUCCUUUGUCCAACACCACUGGUAAUUCUGGUGAACGCUCGGCCUGUGGCGUUAUUGGCUAUGCUUCCACUGCUUAA
Messenger RNA from Mucor velutinosus, 567 nucleotides. RefSeq names its product 14-3-3-like protein. The record is from RefSeq and is a predicted model, not a curated record. Gene Ontology annotation, molecular function: copper ion binding. Bases 1 to 567 code for a protein of 188 amino acids. NCBI's taxonomy places the organism in Eukaryota, Fungi, Mucoromycota, Mucoromycetes, Mucorales, Mucoraceae. Gene Ontology annotation, biological process: superoxide metabolic process. The transcript is spliced from 4 exons.